AUGACCCAUAGUAGCGAAUUCGUGGACGUCUCUGGUUGGCUGGAGGCCUUCAGUGCUCAUCCCAGGAUUGGUGACGCGGCAUCGCUCAAGAGAAAGUUCGCCACACAGCAAUGGUCCCAAGGGGAGCAAGCAGCAGCGCUGCAAUCAUCUGACGACACAUUCUUCCAGGAAAUGGCGGAGGGCAAUCGCCGCUACGAGCAGCGCUUUGGCCACAUCUUUAUCAUUUGCGCUCAGGGCAAGCCCGCACCGGAAAUUCUUGCCGCGCUUAAGGAGCGCCUGGCGAAUCAACCAAUCUACGAGGUGCAGCUGGCAGCGAAGGAGCAAGAGAAGAUCACCCAGCUGAGGCUGGAGAAGCUGCUGCUGCAUGCUCCCACAGAUGGUGCCGGUGCCGCAGACCAGCUGAGGCUGGAGAAGCUGCUGCUGUAUGCCCCUGCGGAUGGUGUUGGCGCCACAGCGAGCAGCAAACUUAUUCAGGCUUAA
Molecule: messenger RNA, 480 nt
Organism: Closterium sp. Naga37s-1
Lineage: Eukaryota; Viridiplantae; Streptophyta; Zygnematophyceae; Desmidiales; Closteriaceae
Source: the annotation of a GenBank genome assembly